UUCAGACAAGAUGGACCCACAUGGGGCCCUCAGCUGAUUUCGCGGCGUUCAAUUGUUAAUUAUGAUAAUUUAGAAGUAGUGCUUUUGUUUCUAAGUAAUAAGUGCCGGAAACUAAGUGAUAGUGAGCAACAGACAUGCCGCCUUCGGAAGGAACUGAAGAAGAGACGUGGGGCGACUUGGCAAACAUUUUGGCCGAACCUCCGGACAGGCGUCAGAAGUGCGAACAAUGCAAGCGACCAAAAGUAGUCUGUUGGUGUCACGCGCUCCCGAAUCCAAAGCUGUCACCGAACUCUCGUAUUAUUCUCUUGCAACAUCCCGCCGAAGAGAAGCGCUGUUUGCGUACAGCACCAAUGCUCCAAUUAGGUUUAGAUCCUGGCAAAUGCCUUGUGUUCAAAGCAAAGCGAUUUCCUCUUCCCAGGCAUGGUCCUGAGUUGGAGGAAAUUUUAGAAUCAUCAAAUAAUCUGUUAUUGUAUCCAAGUAAAGAUUCUAUCCCAAUAGAAAAAGUUGAUAAAUCAAAAGGUCCAUUCAAUUUGAUAUUAAUUGACGGGACAUGGCCACAAGCAAAGGCCAUUUACGCCAGUAGCCCUAUUUUACAUCAAAUGACGCAGGUUAAGUUAGUCUCCUCCGGUCAGAGUAAUUAUAUUAUAAGAACGCAGCCCACGGAGGGUUGCUUGAGUACGCUUGAAACGGCUGCCGAGAGUCUUUCGAUUUUAGAAGAUAACGUAAUUUAUCGAACGAAAUUGAUAGAACCUUUGCAUACUUUGUGUAAGUAUCAACUUGAAAAUGGUGCCGUUGAGCAUCAAUCUAAAGAAUUUCUUAUAAAAAACCAUCGGUAUCCGAAAUUAAUAGGGAAACGAUUGAAUAAGUUACUAAAAAGUACUGAAAUUGAUAAGAGCUGAGUAAGUGUUAAGAUUAAGAGUGAGCAAAGUUGUAAAUUAAAAUGUUUAUAUUCUAAGAAAAGCUAUAAUAUAUAGAAUAGUUAUUUUUAUCAAAAA
Hermetia illucens (black soldier fly) is the source of this 995-nucleotide messenger RNA. RefSeq names its product tRNA-uridine aminocarboxypropyltransferase 2 (gene Dtwd2). The record is from RefSeq and is a predicted model, not a curated record. NCBI's taxonomy places the organism in Eukaryota, Metazoa, Arthropoda, Insecta, Diptera, Stratiomyidae. The transcript has 2 exons. Bases 135 to 899 code for a protein of 254 amino acids.